AUCGUUAGCGAGUUCCAGACCCCAUGGCGACGCCAGCAUCGCUGCCGUGUGAGGUCGGCACCGUGACCGGCCUGUUCGCGGGCACUCCUGCACUGCUCUCAUCAUCCACAAGCGGACGCUUCAAGGUGAGGUGGACUCGACAGAUAGAUCUGCACAGCACAGGCACAUAUAUCGCUCUGUGCUGUCUUUUAUAUUAUGCGCUAUUCAGUUGUACUCGUCGAUUGACAAGCAGCCGCUGGGUCAGAAGGCGACAAUCACGAAAGACGGCGUGGUUGGCGACCAGCCCACCGACAGCAAAGACAGCGACUUGGGGAUGCUGCAGGGUGUCCAUGGUGGUCCUGAGAGGGCGGUGAUGAUGUUCAACGUGAGCAGCGGCUAACAAUUAAUUGAUUGCAACACACAAGCGGGUUGAUCAGUCCUGAUGGAUGCAUGGCUGGCUGGCUGCUGUUUGUCCCCCAGGAGGGCACGUAUGAUGACGUCAAGGCGUGGAUCAAGGACAAGGGGGCGGGGGUGAAGGCGGAUGUCGUCAGGAAGGCACUCGACAGAUGCUUCCCGCCCGCGUUCGGUGAGCCAGCUGCUCGGCCAGGGGUGGAGAAAGUGCACUCUGUGUUGUGUGUGUGCAGGUGAGAACGUGUCGGUUAAGGGUAUGCUGUCGGAAGCCACCACAUGCAUCGGGGACAUCUAUGAGAUCGGCGACGUCAAGCUCGAGGUCUGCCAGCCCAGAGGUACUACAUUCACACUCACACGCACCCACCCACCCACACACACACGGAGAGAGAGAGAGAGAGAGAGAGAGAGAGAAGAGAGAGAGAGAAGAGAGAGAGAGAGAGAGAGGACAACGAGCAUGGCGGUGAUGUGUUGUGUUCUGUGUUGUGUUGUCAGAUCCAUGCUUCAAGCUAGUGCAUCGUUUUGGCGGCUUCCCAAACUUCACACGUAACUUGGUGGUCGAGAAGGGCAUUGCCGGCUGGUUCUCACGGGUGCUGCAGGGCGGCGACAUCAAGGUCACACCCACACACAAUACACAAAACCAUACCAUACCACCACACACACGCUCUCAUCUCUUCCCUCUGUGCGUGUGCAUGUGUGUGUGCAGAUUGGCGACCGCAUAGUGCUCAUCGCCCGCCCCAACCCUGAGCUGGUGCUCAAAGACCUCUCGGUGCGCUUCCAUCACGAAAAGGACACCGACCAGCGAUGGCUGGCUCGUCUCAAGGACUGCCCGCAGCUGUCCACCUCGUGGCGCACCCAAGUGGAGAGCCGCAUGCACCAGAGGGGCAAGGAGGGCACAUUCGACAAGGCUCUCACCGUUGGUGUCAAGUGCAUCAAGAACAGCGACCAGCGCUUCAACACCGAGAAGACAUUUGCCAGUGAGAGAGAGCUGCGGGCAUUUGCGUGGGACGGUGGUGAGUGGGGCGUGGCGGAUGGGGGCGGGUGGGUGAGUGUGGUGAAGAGGGAGUGGCUGCUGUACGGGGGAGUGGCCGCUGCUGCUGUGGCUGUGUCGGCUGCUGUGUUGGUGGCGGCCAUGCGACACACGCGCACGAUGCAGCGGUCUACGUGAGUGAGAAGGAGUGAGGGAGGAACGUGUAGAGUGUUCUUUGUGUCAGAGUGUGUUGUGCGGUGAGCAGCACAUGUGGCGAUGAGCUUUAUGGCGUUGUGUGCGUGGGUGGUGUCGUGCUGUCCACGUAUGAAUUUCCG
This is a messenger RNA of Vitrella brassicaformis, 1692 nucleotides long. The record is from the annotation of a GenBank genome assembly. Lineage: Eukaryota; Vitrellaceae.